Struthio camelus australis is the source of this 2661-nucleotide messenger RNA. NCBI's taxonomy places the organism in Eukaryota, Metazoa, Chordata, Aves, Struthioniformes, Struthionidae. The record is from RefSeq and is a predicted model, not a curated record.
GCCGUGGGCGACGACGACUACGGGGAGGACCCCACGGUGAACGAGCUUCAGCGUCUGGCUGCGAGGACCAUGGGGAUGGAGGAUGCUCUGUUUGUGCCAACAGCCACGAUGGCCAACCUCAUUGCGGUGAUGUGCCACUGCCAGCGCCGAGGGGCCCAGCUGCUCCUGGGGAGGGAGGCCCACCUGCACGUCUACGAGCACGGCGGGGUCGCUCAGCCAGCGUCGGCGGGGGGGCGGGCACUGCCCCUCACCUACCUCCAGCAGGUCCGCCUGCUUGCUGACCGCUAUGGGCUGCGGGUACACAUGGACGGAGCACGACUGAUGAACGCGGCGGUGGCCCAGGGUGUGGAGCCAGCACAGAUCACCCAGCACUGUGACUCUGUGUCCCUGUGCUUCUCCAAGGGCCUGGGCGCCCCGGCUGGAGCAGUGCUUGCCGGACGCAGGGAGUUCGUGGCCGAGGCCUGGCGUGUGCGGAAGCUGCUGGGAGGGGGGAUGCGACAGGCAGGCGUGCUGGCAGCUGCUGCCCGCAUUGGGCUGGAGCACGCAGAGACAACACUGCGCAGAGACCACGACAACGCCCGCCGCUUUGCUCAAGGCAUCCAGGAGCUGAACUCACCCCUCUGCUCCAUCAACCUCACGGCUGUGGAGACGAACAUCGUGCUGGUGGGAGUGAAGGGAGACUGGCCAUCUCCCACAGAGCUGUGCAAGCGCAUGCAGGCAGUGAGCGAGGAGGAGGUGGCCAAAACGGGCCACGCUGUCAGUGUGCUGCUCUUCCCCUGGUCAGCACGCUCUCUGCGUGCAGUCUGGCACUGGAACAUCUCCGCCCAUGACACUGAGCUCGCAAAGAACAAGCUGGACUUUGUGGCCAGGAAGUGCCAGGAGAAACUGGCCUUAGGACUGGGCGCUAGUCCUUGGAGCAGAGGUGGCGACUGAGUUGAGACGCGAGAACGGGCAUCUUCCUGGCCCCAGCCCUGAAGCUGACCCUGCUUGGCUGCUGCAGGCAAGUUUGGAGGCUGGGGCAACUGUCCCAUCCCCCAUCCUCCUGGCAGCCAGCAGCAACGAGUCCAGGACCAGCCAGAACAUGCUCCAGGCAUGUCCCUGACAGGCUGCAGCACAAUAACCUCUCCUGCCUGCAGCCCUGCAAACCAGUGCGAGAGCCCAACCCUGCCAAGACCAGAGCUCGCACCCUCCCAGAUGGGAGCACUCUGUGGGAGGGAGUUGAUUUGCAGAUGUGCCUGGAGGGAUGGGAGUCCACAUCUCACACCACCAGACCACUCCAAGGCAGCUUCCCCACCUCACUAGUCAGCCCAGCAAACACACAAUCAGAACAGCCUCUAGUCCUCAGCCCACACAGCUCUAUGCUGUUCCUGUAACGCAGUCACUGGAGACACUGCCCAAAAGCAGGGCCAGACACCCCCUGCUUCCAAGGCUAUGCACUUACCUAACACAUGCGCACUGGACAUGUGUGUACAAGCUGCAGCAGGAAGAAAGAUCCUGAGGGAUGCUCAGGGCACAGCUGGGCAGCUUGCUCACAGCCAUGCAGUGUGGGGCAGCAGCAGCACAUAUCACAAAGCCAAAGACAGAAAACAGUCUGAAUCAGGGGCCUUUGGGUUGUGCUACACAAGAAUGGCAGGGCAGGAAGCGGUCUCUGCAGCCCAGUGCUCUCAGCUCAGCUCUUGCAGUUGUAAUGAGGCAAUUGAGAUCUAAAUAAAGUGUUGUGGCAGUGCUGCAGCUGUGCAGGACAUUGUCCCCCAAGGGUGCCCCUCCCCUGACUAUGCAGCGGGGACAACGUCGCAGCCUGGCAGCCCCUGUUGAGGGGCAAGUGCUCCUGAGGACAUAAAGUGCCUCACAGCCGUAGGACCGGGGCCACUGCAGAGCAGCACCGAAAAUCUGACUGGGACUCUCACAGGUGUAUGAGCCCAGCCUGGCCACUGACAGGCCUCUCCAGAGAGGCCCAGCUGCCCCCACAGCCUGUUCCCCUCAUCCACCCAGGCUUUGCUUGGCUCUCCCCUUCCAGGCCGGCCCUCAAGCUGGCUGACUGGCCACCUCCUAAACACGUUCUCCAUGACUCCUCAUCUCAGUGGCCUGUGUUACCCCAGUCGAACGCAGCGUCUCUCCACCAGCCACAGGCUGGCUCUCUGGCCUUCCAUAUCUGUAACGCUGAGUCUGUCGCUUCUGGGCCAGAGAUUCCCUGUGCUAUACCUGUGCACACAGGGCUGGGCCCUUCUCAGAGCAUGGUGUGUUCACUGCUGCCAGCCACAGGAGAGCCCAGCUGCAGGGGACCAGAGCUCCAAGGUUGGAGAGGAGAUUAUUUAUGCAUCAGUUUAAGUUUGUACUUGAUGGCUUAACACAACACUUUAUCCCUAGGAAGAAGAUUUAUAUCCGGACAGCAGUUAUUCCUAUUUAUUUUUACAUUUGCAAUAAGUAGUUUGGAGGAAGCCAAGAGAACAAAAUUUAUCAUUCAGUCUUCCAGAUAGACCCACUGCAGGCCUGCCAGCCCUGCUGCAAGAACAGGCAACACUCCCAAAGCACAGAAGCACCUCAGAAAACAAAUGUCAGCACAGGUGAGAGUACUGGUAAUAACUAGGGCUUUCCUGCUCCAAGCAGCCCCCCUGCCUGGCUGUAGACUGGGAGCAGUGGAAGAGGCACAUCUGUCCCAGG